This is a messenger RNA of Diachasmimorpha longicaudata, 3461 nucleotides long. RefSeq lists its product as uncharacterized. The transcript is spliced from 16 exons. NCBI's taxonomy places the organism in Eukaryota, Metazoa, Arthropoda, Insecta, Hymenoptera, Braconidae. Gene Ontology annotation, cellular component: plasma membrane. Bases 411 to 3380 code for a protein of 989 amino acids. Gene Ontology annotation, molecular function: odorant binding; olfactory receptor activity. Gene Ontology annotation, biological process: detection of chemical stimulus involved in sensory perception of smell; sensory perception of smell. The record is from RefSeq and is a predicted model, not a curated record.
UAGAUGAUCUGGAAUAUCAUCAUGGCAUCAUUCAUGAGACUUUCAUGAUAUUGAAAAAUUCAUAUUAUGCAACUGUUGUAAAAUUCUAUGCAGUUCAUGAGUAGGAAUCACGAGAACAUUAAUUUGUUUGAUCUCUGGUAGACAAUCGUCGAAGUUCACUGAUAAUUGUUAUAGUAAUUUUAUAAACUCUCUGUAAUACAGGAUGAAUUUCAACAUACGGUUGUUUCGAAAUGAACCGCUCACAUAAAUACAAAGACAGACAAUAUUAUGUUUUUACCGAGUUAAGAGAUGGGCGGAAAGUCAAGUGAGGUUGAAGGGAUCAGGUGUAAUGUCCCAUGCAAUAUUAAUGAUAACCACUUGCGUGAAAUUUCAUUCGCACCCUCGACUGUCAGUCAUUCUGAACCGGCGUCAUGAAGUCUACAAUACAAGGCCUCCCCAUGCGAAUAACAUUUUUUUUCUUAUUCAUUGCUGGUUUUGGAAUAGCGAAAACCGAUAGAGAUAGAAAAUUACUCAAUUUCUGUCUAAUGUGGUCCUGCUCGACGGUGGUUGUUGCAUUCUCGGUUACUAUUGUUGAUUUGUAUUACGUGUGGGGAUCUUUCAAUGAUAUGGCGUAUUCAGCUGUUAAUCUUUUGACGGAUAUUAUCAUCAAUGCAAAAUUCUUCACCUUUAUGUUUAAUCGCCCUCAAUAUGAGCAUCUUCUGCAAAUCGCCUGCGAUUCGCUGUGGGCGAAACCUCGGACAGAGUUCGAAAGGAGAGUUCUGAAGGAAUGUGAAAAUCAGGCCAUGUUCUUUGUCAUUUUAUUUGCAACAGCCGCCCAAACUUCGGGGAUUAUUUAUUUUAUCGAACCAGUUUUAUUGAACAUUCAGAAUAAUAGUACGGACGUCAAGGAACGUUUGUUCCCGUUUAAAAUCUGGUUCAAUCUGCCAAUUUACGAAACGCCAAAUUUUCAAAUGUUCUUCCUCAUGGAGAUGUUUGUGACUUACCAUUCUACUAUAUUGUAUUUCUGCUUCGAUAAUUACCUAGCGCUCGUAAAUCUGUUCAUCACUGGACAAUUUGCAAUUCUCAAAUACAGACUGGAAAUCCUCUAUAAUCACAAUAUUGAAUCAGUCACAACAAGCAACGAGGCAAAACAGAAGCUUAAUGAACAAAAUGAUUCUCUGAUCUCAAUUUCUGAAGAAUUUAAGAACUGCAUCAAACAGCAUCAGUACUUAAUUGAGUUUGUGGAGCAGCUGGAGAAUAUUUAUACCAUGGUGAAUUUAGCUUCAGUUCUAUCAUACAGUCUCAUAAUUUGUUUGGCUGGCUAUCAAUUAAUUAUGCCAGGAAAUUCUCUAAUGCGACGAAUAAAGUUUGUGGUCUUUAUCUCUGGAUGUCUGACCCAACUGCUCUCAUUUUCAUUCACCUGCAACAAUGUUUCUGUAGGCAGUGUUAAUAUCAGUGAGGGUCCUUACAACAGCAGCUGGUACAUCCAGAACUGCUCAGCAAAAGGUCGAUCCCUGACGAGAGAUCUAAUCCUAACGAUCAUGAGAUCUCAACGUCCAUGUUGUUUAACAGCAGCUGGAUUUUUUCCGGUUACCCUGGACACUCUGAAAUCAGUUCUAACGACUGCCUUUUCCUAUUUGACAUUGAUAAGGCAAUCAAUUCACCCAACAGUGCCCCCGAAAUUUCGUUAUUGCAUCCCCUUUCUCCACUCCCUUGCGAUGUUUGCCAGUUACUGCAAUUUUGAAAAUUUUCUUCUGAACUUCAUGCCCUUGGAUACAACUUUUAUUUCAUCAUCCUUUAAAAUUAAUCCAACAUUUCGUGCCAGUGUGAUGUUCUUCGCCAGGAAACGAGUUCUUUAUGCUUAUUCCCGUGACAAUAACAAUUCGUCGGAAAUCCGUGGAAUACUGACGAGAGUUCGUAUCAUAAUGUUAAUCAUCUGUCACAAUUGGUCAUUAGCACGUCUAGAAAGACUAAAUGAACGAGCAUGUCGUCCUCAAGAAAUAGAAUCGAUUACGGAAACCAAAAUCAAUCAUUUGCGCCCGGUUAAUUUCCCCACCACUUCCUACAUUUUCGUCAUUAACCGAGGGGAGAGAGAGAGAGAGAGAGUGAGUGGAUUUCCACCCUCCAGCUGUCAGUCACUUUUCGUCGAUGAAAUGACGUUCGACUCGGGGGAGAUUUUGCCAGUGAAAAUUUCCUUCUUCCUGCUAUAUAUCAGUGGCUUUGGAAUACCAGAGACUUACAAGGAACGACAAAUCCUGAAUUUAUGGGCAUUAUAUACAAUUUUGAUGGUCUGCGUUGGCGUGGCUACUCAUGCCAGUGAUCUCUACCACGAAUGGGGAUCUCUACAAGGGGUGACGUAUGCUGGGAUGGCAAUCCUUGUUACUACGGUUGUCAGUAUAAAAUAUUUCACAAUCCUGAUGAAACGUCCCUGGUAUGAGAGCCUCAUGCGACUGGCACGGGACACACUGUGGACACAUGCUGAGACUGAUCAUGAGAAGACUGUGAUGAAGAAGUGUGAAAAACACGCCCUGAUUUAUGUGUCUGCUUUUGCAUAUCUCGCAGGUAGUUCAGCGGUUCUCUACAUUGUCGAGCCGAUGAUCUAUAAUUCGUUGAAUAACAUUACGACGCCGAGAGAUCGCAUGCUCAUUUUCAAAAUUUGGCAGGACUGGCCGGUUUACGAAACACCAAAUUUUGAAAUGGUGUACAUCCUCCAGGCCCUUGUCGUGCUGCAAUUGAGUGCUUUGUACUCCACUUUCGAGAGUUUUCUCGUCCUUGUCAAUACCUUCAUCACGGGACAAUUCAGUCUUCUCAGAUACCGAUUGGAAAUUUUAUACAAUAAUCAAUUAGAUGAUAGAGUUACCGGUGAUUAUAUGAGAAAGAGGGACAUUCAGCGGAAAACCAAUUCUCUGGCUUUUGUCUCUCAGGAAUUUAAGAGUUGCAUUAGACAGCAUCAGUUCCUGAUUUACGUCACUGAAGAGCUUGAAGGAUUGUAUACAGUAAUCAAUUUGGCAUCAGUGUUGGUUCACAGUAUCCUGAUCUGCCUGUGUGGUUAUCAAAUAAUUAUGCCAGACAAUGCAUUGGUGAGACGAGUAAAGUGCGUAGUCUUCGCAACAGGAUGCAUAAGCCAACUAUUCUUCUUCUCAUUUACCUGCACCAAUCUCACAUUUGGAAGUCUUUCUGUCGGUGAUGGGCCUUACAACUCCGCUUGGUACAAUGCAAAUUCAUCUGAAGUCGGUCGAUCACUCACAAAAGAUUAUUCAAUCAUGAUCAUGAGGGCCCAGCGCCCUUGCAGACUGACUGGCGGUGGUUUCUUUUAUGUUACACUGGAUACAGUCAAAUCAGUAUUAACAACUGCUUUCUCGUAUUUAACGGUGAUUAGACAAUCUUCUAUGGCUUCAUAGAUCGUAUGUCGAUCAUCGUAAUCCAGUUGAAGUUCUGACACUUGUGUAAUUAUUCUGUACUAAUGGUAAAUUAUGAAAGUA